AUGGAAAACAGAUUUAAGAACCUAGCCCUGGGACGGUUAAAAAGAAGCAGCUUUAUACACCAAGCAAAAAGAAUAUGUAGACAAACUCCUGACCUUCCAGAAAUUGGCUGCCCACUAAAAAGUAUUCCGGAACAAACCCCAUGGAGAGAAAAAUGUAAACUAACGGUACAAAUCCAGACAAAUGUGAAAGGGAUAUUUGACAAGAAAGAGCAAGAUAGUGUACAACGCAAAAUGGCCACCCUCAGUUAUAUUGAUGAAGAAUACCCACAAGAACAAUGGGUCAGAGUCUAUACAGAUGGGUCCGCAGAAAGUGCAGUUAGAAAUGGUGGUGCUGGAGUGUACAUCGAAUUCCCAGAUGGUACUAGGGAUAAGUCCAGCGUACCAACCGGGAAGUACUGCCAUAACUACGAUGCAGAAACCCAGGCUAUUAAGAUAGCUACAGAUAAACUGCUAAAUAGCAACCUUGGCUCACAGUAUGUGGUAAUGCUGACAGAUGCUAAAUCAGUACUUGAAGCACUCCAGUCUAGGAAACUACCAGAAUUGCAAACACUGCUGACACAACUCAGCGUUCAGCGAAGAGUCGUAAUGCAGUGGAUACCGUCUCAUUGUGGAGUGCCUGGAAAUGAGAAAGCUGAUCAACUGGCAGGGGAAGGUGCGAAAAAAGAGCAGCCAGAUGUACCAGUCACAUACCACCAAAAGAAAAGAAUCAUUAAAUCGAUCAGGAAACCACCAGCCCCAGCACAAGACGACUAUUUUAUUAUGGACAGACCAGAACAAGUCAUUAUCUUCCGCCUCAGAACAGGGCACAACCGAUUACGUAACCACAUGUACACAAAAUUCAAGAUAGGUGUAUCAGCCAUGUGCACCUGUGGAAAUGUGCCCCAGACCGCAGAGCAUGUACUCCAGGACUGCACCGAUUUUGACACAUUAAGGCAAACCUUUUGGCCAGAAAGAACAACAGUGGAACGUAAACUCUAUGGACCACUGAAUGAACUAACAACGACAUUUCUCUUAUUUGACAUUUCAAGACUAUCAGUAUUUUACUAA
Molecule: messenger RNA, 1047 nt
Organism: Candidula unifasciata
Lineage: Eukaryota; Metazoa; Mollusca; Gastropoda; Stylommatophora; Geomitridae
Source: the annotation of a GenBank genome assembly